UUCUUCCUCUGCUUUUUCUAACCCAACCCCAAAGCCAACCCAAAGUCCAGAUUUGGGAGAGAGAGAGAGAGACUGGCUGGCCGGUGGUUCCAGGAAUAAACGAAUAUACAAAAUAACGAAAGCGAAUCUCCCAACGGUCAUCCCCCCAUUAACAACACCGCGACCUCCUCCACCUCUCUCCUUCCCCUAACGUAACGUUCACUCUCUCCUCUCGCCAACGUCUCUCUCUCUCUCUCUCUCUCUCUCUCUAUCUCUAUCUGGGUGUCUCUCUGCCCAAGCAAGAGAGAGUCCUUCCUUCCUAGUUCCUGUAGAGUGUGAACUGAUUAACAGUGAGUGGAGCAGAGGGAAUCUUGGGUUCUCCUCCGAAUUCCUCCUCUCCGACGCCACCCCCGACGCCACAACCCCCGCAGCCCAGACUUAGAACCGACACCCCCGGCAUUCCUUCGCUUGCGCUUUGCGUUGUGUGGUGGUGGUGGUGGUGGUGGGUGGGUGGGAAGGAGGAAGGAGGAAGGAAGAAGGAAGAAGGAAGAAGAAGAAGAAGAAGAAGAAUGGAACCGGCGAAGAUCGACUGGAAGAAGAUAGAGUCGGUGUUCGUGGUGGACGACCUCUACGAGCACUUCGACGCCCCCAAAUGGGCCGACCUCUCCUCCUCCUCUUCCUUUUCCCCCCUCCGCGGCGACCGCGUCGGCGACGACGGCGACGACGACGUCCGCUUCUUCUGCCGACCCGACUGCAAGCAUCCGAAGACGGCCGAGGAUUUCUUCAAAUCGACCCCCACCUCCAGCUCCAAGCUCCGGAGACUGGCUAGUAUGUAUGAAAUCUUUCCACUUGGCGACCGGAAUCAAAGAGAUGUUGUCUUCAAGAGAAGAGGGGCUACCCAGUCUAGAGUUCCGCCCAGCAGAAGUCCCAACAGACCCCAUCAAGAUAGUGAAAACCAGAACCCUAAUUUGUCUUCUCCUCUCAAUCUCUAUUCUAUCCCUAAAGAAACGAUCAAAUCAAGCGCCGAGAAGAAGAAAGCAGUGGACGAUGCGUCGGAGGAGGCUACUGCUUUGCCAAGACUCAGAAGCACACUCUCAGCAAGGAAUUUGUUCGCUGGUCGUGACAUUUUGAAUCAGAUUUCGGAAUUUUGCAGCGAACUAAAGAAACUGGCAACCAGGACCAAGGAGAAAGAAAAUUUGGAGAAGCAGAAUGCGGCGAAGGAUGUAGCUCCUACAGAAAAGGACAAACCUAGUGAUGUUUUGGAGGAGUUAGGUGGGGAAGGGAAAGAGAGAAAGCCGCUACUUGAAGUCAGUAUUGAGAAAUUUGAUGGCAUGAAGAAGAGCAACACCAAGGAAAAGGGCCGACGGAUUAAAGUCGAAGAGGCAGAAAAUGUUCCAAUCAAGCUAGACUUGGAGAAUGUGAGGCACAGUGGGAAGGAGACCUUGUCGCAAAUCCGCACUAGCCCUCCCACUCCCCAGUGUUUUUCAGCUACUCGCGAGCCUGGCAAAUCGACACCAUCAAAAGCUACCAAAUCUAGGUUUAUGGAGAGACAAAUCCUUCAAGAGGUGAAGUUGAACAAGGGGGCGGUGGCAAAGGAGGAAACUCCUGACAAAGGAAAAACUGUUCCUAUGGUUGAUGGAAGAGACGCAAGGCCGCUCGAUGUGCUUUGGUUUCUGAAGCCCUGCACUCUGUCAAGCUGACACUUGAAAUUUCGAGGGAGUAGUUACUUAGAGAGAUCACAGGGAAGAGCCAUCAAACGGUUGCUCUAGUUGGGGCAUCAAAGUAUAGUAGCAGAAUAUUCAUUCAUUCUUUCAUUCAUUACUUUCUCAUCGAACUUUUUCCCCUGGUCCGCACAACGUUGCUUUCCUGUAAGUCUCCUUAUUGAUGGGGGAUACAAUAACCAAACGUGUAUUCACUGUACCGAUGGACACAAUAAACUCGUGUUUCUACCGUAGAUAAGAAUUCAGGAUGAGACGAACCACACAGCCCAUUUCCCAAUGCUAUAUGGAUAAGACAAACUAUCUCAUUCCCUUUAGCUAUAAAUAACUCGUUCUGAGAACUUUAGGUGUUGGACCGAGGAGGAUAAGUACUGAUAAUUCCAGAGC
Molecule: messenger RNA, 2084 nt
Organism: Eucalyptus grandis
Lineage: Eukaryota; Viridiplantae; Streptophyta; Magnoliopsida; Myrtales; Myrtaceae
Exons: 6
Coding region: 549-1679 (376 amino acids)
Source: RefSeq, a predicted model, not a curated record